Argiope bruennichi is the source of this 5416-nucleotide messenger RNA. RefSeq lists its product as uncharacterized. The transcript has 10 exons. Bases 1428 to 4685 code for a protein of 1085 amino acids. The record is from RefSeq and is a predicted model, not a curated record. Gene Ontology annotation, molecular function: chloride channel activity. NCBI's taxonomy places the organism in Eukaryota, Metazoa, Arthropoda, Arachnida, Araneae, Araneidae.
UGGCCAAGGACAACUAACUCUCUCUUCUGUCUCUUGCCAUCUCCCCAUUCCGCGUAUGUCGGAAAAGCACAGCUCCUGCGGGAAUUUUGCUUCAAAAACCCUUCCAGCAAAAGCAACGUUUCUUCCAGCAUCAAUUAACUCUCUUUUGGAUUAAAACUCGAAUCAAGGUAGAGCGGAAGAAAAGAAAAAAAUGUGUGACUAAUCUGUUUUUUCUUCUUCUUUUUUUUAUCCAAGCCGUGCUUCUUCCAGGCUUUUGAGAUACUAUCGGGCGGAAAAAAAAAGUUGAUGGUCGUAACAUCUUAAUAGGUUUCUUGAUGAUGUGGGGAAUUUAUUUAUUCAUAAUCUAAAGCAAUUUGCAUGAAGAAGACGAAAAAGAAGAUUGAAUGUUCUUUUGGAUACCUUCAGUGCUCGUAAAGGAAAUAUAGAAUUGCUGAUAAGUAUGAUUUCAUGUGGUUGGUAAUCAGAUAUUACUUUUUCUUUGUUAUUUUCCCAAGUAUUAAUUAAAAUUUUGUGGAAACUUUAUAUUCCAAUUAAUUAUUCAAAUUAUAUUAUUCUUAAAUCCUUUAAGAGUGGAUAUUAAUUAUUUAAUUUAGAUCGGUUUAUUUUGAGGUCACCUCAGCUGGAAAAUAAGCAAACGAUUAGAAACUAAACUACUGUUUGACUGUUAAUAAAUAAAUAGCAGGACUUGAAAUUUAUAUGUGACAUUUUUUAUGAACAAGUAAGAUAUAUUAGAAAAUAUUCUAUCUGAAUAACUUCUAUCGAAUUUUAACUUCUGCUUAGUUAAAUUUAAUCCUUUACAUUUCAAAUUAAUAAAAACAAUCCUCAAGUAUUCGGUUUAACUGAGACCUUCAUGUCUUUAAUUCUAAAUAUAAUCCGAGAAAAUGAAGAGAAAGAAUAAAAAUGAAAAUUUUUAUCAAGGACAUGGAUUAAAACUAGUCUUCGAAGAUGUAUCUGAAAUUGUUACUUAGAAAAAUGAAACCAUUUAUUACAAACUAUUUCCACAGUGACAUUUUUAUAGAGACUUUGAUAAAGUAAUUCGUGUAUUCGUUCGUGUUCUGAGGAUCGAACUUGAUCCUAUUUCAAUAAAUAUAUUGUGUUUAAAAACUUUUACAUGUGGAUUCUGUGAGAUAAAACUCUAUCAAAGAAAGACUUCACACAAAAUUUAAAAAUGGUGGAGGCUUAUCCGAACUCGGUGCCUUGACCUCUCCAUUCUUCCCCCAGAAACACGUCAGUGGUAUUAGGUGUGUUCUUUCGAAUCCUUUUUCGACUGACGAAGUCUAGUCACAGAUAAACAGAAAUUUCUGGUGAUCCAACAGCAAAGAGAAGACAAACUUCUGGGAACGACGGAACCCAGCAAAGUUGAGCAGCCGCCCCAGAGUGCCGGAGGAAGCGCCGAAAAGCCAGAAGUCGAGUCAUCUUCGGACGAGAUGACUGUCAGUUACCAGUACGAUGUGGCUUCUUCCGCCUCUGGGGGCUUCAUUCGACUGCUCUUCCGCUGGAGGGGCAGUGUCUGGAAGGUGGUGUACAGGGAGAUGCUCUUGUUCUGUGCCUGUUAUAUCAUUCUUUCCCUGCUCUAUAAUUUUGCUCUCACAGAUGGCCAACAAAGGAUUUUUGAAAGGAUUGUAUAUUUCUGCUCAACAUUCAUGGAUCUCAUUCCCCUGUCCUUUAUGCUCGGCUUCUACGUGUCCUUUAUCGCAGCCAGAUGGUGGAGCCAGUUUAUAGCCAUUCCAUGGCCAGAUAAGCUGAUGAAUAUAGUUGCAAUGUACAUUCCUGGAUUGGAUGAAUCCAGCCGAGUGGUACGAAGAACUUUAAUGCGAUAUUUGAAUCUGUCUUUGGUCCUUGUACUGAGAUCGAUCAGUAUGGCUGUAAAGAGAAGAUUUCCGACGAAAGAGCAUCUUAUUGAAGCCGGUUUCAUGACGAAAACGGAGUUGGAGAUGUUCCAAAGUGUUCCAUCUACGGAGUUCAACACGUUUUGGAUUCCAUGCACGUGGUUUAUCAACGUACUCCGGGAAGCCAGACAAGAGUGCCGAAUAACGGAUUCCAAUGGACUGAAGUUGAUCAUGGAGGAAUUAAAUGAAUUUAGAUCUAAAUGCGGACUGCUAUGGGGCUAUGACUGGAUCAGCAUUCCCCUUGUUUAUACUCAGGUUGUUACGAUGGCUACAUAUGCCUUUUUUGUAGCAUGUAUGUUUGGUCGGCAAAAUGUGAACAUUGAAAGCGAUAAGCCUUCCUCACCUGAAGUGCAUCGAUAUGAUUAUUAUGUACCAAUUUUUACAAUUCUACAGCUCAUGUUCUAUAUGGGGCUUCUAAAGGUUGCGGAGCAACUGAUUAAUCCAUUUGGUGACGACGACGAAGAUUUUGAACUAAACUGGAUAAUUGACAGACAUAUGAAGGUUUCCUAUCUUGGAGUUGACACUCUGAACGGCACUCCUCCUCCGUUGGUGAAAGAUACCUAUUACGAUGAAUUAGAUGUUAAAAUUCCAUACACAGAAGCAUCUAAAAGCUACAAGAAGAAAACAUAUAGAGGAUCAGUUGCUUAUAUGCAAGUCCCGAUGGAGCAGCAAGGUAUGGUUCUACCAGAUAUGUCUGAAGAGGAAGAUGAUGGGGAAACAGUGAGCGAAGGCAUGGGGAUCAGGAGACCAUCUUUGUAUUCCUUGUUUCAAAGUCGUGGCAAAGGCGUGAGUCCAGCUGCUAGUUUCACCAACUUAGACAACCGGUCCAUUGCCUCUAUAGAUUCUGAAUGGAAGCGAUCUCUGCCGGAUCUUUCAACGGUUGACGUCAAAAAUGCUUCAGGUACCUUGGGGUUCAGUGAAAUUUCUCCUAAGCUCGUGGAUAUGGAUAAAGCAGAAGAUGACGAAAUCAUUUUGCAAGAGGUGAUAGUUGAACAAAACAAUAUCAGAGCACCAGCCGUGGUUAGAUCUAACAGCCUUCAAAUACCGGGAACUUCUAUAGGUCCCAAGAAAGAUACUUUGUCAAAAGUAGGCAUGCUUAUAGGUUUAAGUCCAAAAAUAGCGCCGAAGUUUCCUCGAGAAAAAUUGAAAAGCAUGUUUAAAAAGAGAAGGUUAUCAGCAGCCCUUCCUUUUCACAAAAUAAAGGGUGUUCGCUUUAGCAGGGAUACCAAAGACGAUGACGAAUCUGAAAGUGAAUCGCUGUUAAAUGUCAGUGAUCAUGAACCGCUUGAAGUAGCAAUCACUUUAUCGAGUCCAGAACUAACGGAAGCAGAGAAAGAAUCAGGAACACAUCCUUAUUAUUUUACUCAACAAACAAUAACAUCUUCAAAGCAACUACCAAUGGAAAGAGCUUUUAUUGUACGGCAAUCUAGCUUGACAAGAUCCGAAUCCGAAGAAGAAAAGAUAUCGAAAGCGCUUAAAAUUAAAUUGUGCAUACCUAGAACUAGUAGUUUGCCAAAUAUUCAACAAUCAGAUUCCAUAAUUCCAUACAUACGCGAUCCAAUAAUAGCAUCUUCGUUAAAGAAGAUAUCGAAAGUCGAACAGAAAAAGAAAUCAAAAAGGAAAACAAAACGUAGAAAAUCUCCUCCUUUGAAAUCCGAACCUUUUACAGAUGAUCCAUCAGAUCACAGCGAUAGAGAAAUGCCUGGUGACAAAGAAAUUGAAUCUGGCAGUGAUUCACCAUCAAGAAGAAAUACACUUCCUCAAAUAACUCUAACUAGGUGUGAUCACCAUGCAUCCGAACAUCUAGAUCUAGCAGUAUCACCGAAUCAUUCAAGUAGUUCCGAUUCUGGAAUGCAAGAAAGAACGCAAACGUCACCGUCACAACCAUCAAAAAUCGAAGAGAGCACACCAAGCACAUGCAUUGAAAAACCCUUAGAUCAGCAUUCCAAACCAAAGAGUGAUUCUUCAAAACAUCGGAAAAUCAAAGACAGUACAGUUCUGAAAGAGCCAAUUACGAAAAAAGAUGAACCCAGAACAGUAACACAAGAGCGUCCUCAAGGUUCAGUAAUUAUUCCCAUCGAAGACGAAGAAACUCCAAAAAUAUCACCAGGAGAAGCUCAAAAACACCAUUCCAGACCUUGUAAACCACCUACACACCUGAAACUUCAAAUAAAACCAGAUUCAAAAGAAACAGUUGAGUCAAAGGUAGAGUCCCCAGUAGGAGCUCUGAGAAAAGAAUCCCCUCAAUCGCCUGUUCGUUCACCUCUUUCAGAACCAUCAACAUCCCAGACUUAUAAAACAGUUGCUACAGGAAAGACCCCAGAGCUGCAUUCCAUGCCAACCUCAGUAGCUUCCGCACGUGAAAGUGCAUCAGCUUCCGACGGGAUACCGAAGAGAAAUCAACCUAAACGAAAAUCUCCUCCUCCACCAAGAAGAUCAUCGCCUUCUCCUAUACGACCAGAAACUCUGAGGUUUGCAACAAAGAGAGGUUCGGUUCCAUCCAAAAAAAUAGCUGGCAUUUCUCUAGCACCAACAAAACCCAAAAGUCCUUCUACUGACAUUCCCAGAGGUACAAAAGUAGAAAGAAGUACAUCAUUUCCUAAGCCCUCAAUAAAACUAACCACGCCUUCACAAAGCUCCCCUACGACAGAAAGUCCUUUAACUCCAGAAACUCCUACAUAUUUUGGAGCCGAGUCUUCGAAAGAUAUUCAGGAAAGUAAAGACCAGAAAAGUCGUCAGCCCCCGGAUGCUCCAAAGCGCCACAGACCACAUUCAAGUAGUAAGGAAAAGGAAUGAUUUUCACUGUACUGCAGAUAAAAGGCAGCAAAUUUGCCGGUCAAAACAGACUCAAAAGGAAGCAGCAGUUCCAAGAGCCGACUCCUCGUCACACUGAGCAAAAAGAGGCCGAAUACUCCUCUUAGAUGGGAAAUGAGGUUAUAACAAUCAAUAACCUCACUAAGUACAAUGCCAAAAUAUUUAUUUAUCCUUUUUGGCGGAUGAAGACAAUGAGAUCUUGUAUAACAUUAAAAAUCGGAAGAAUAUGUAAUUUUCAUACAUUGCUAUGGAAAUCAAUGUAAACGAGAAAGACAGCAAGAAAGCCAAGUACUUGAUAUUUUCAUUUUUCAAUGUUCGAUUCUCUGAGAUUUAAUCUAAAGUUGAGAAUUCCCAAACCCUCCGAGGAAGCAUAGCAAGGAAAGGAAUAGUUCAUUGUAUCAAACAAUGAAGCCAAUGAAGUUAAGAUGAAGAUGCUAUAAAAAAACGAAAAUCAGGGAUCUGAUUCAUUCCUUUCAAUGUGUGAAGUGUUCCUAGCAGAUAUAUGUAGUUUUUAUUAGUAUGCAGUAUGAGAACAACAAUCUUUAGGUCUCAACUGCAACAAUGGUCGAUGAAGAUAUAAAGGGAAGUUACCAGGAUUGUUAUCGAAGGACAGUCAAAAUGUUUCUUGUCUUUUAAAAUUUAUUUCUAUGUUAUUUAUAAUUUAAGACAAACAUAUUAAAAAAUAAAUCAAGAAUAAAAAAUUUGAAAAUAAA